Necator americanus (New World hookworm) is the source of this 531-nucleotide messenger RNA. RefSeq lists its product as uncharacterized. The transcript has a single exon. Lineage: Eukaryota; Metazoa; Nematoda; Chromadorea; Rhabditida; Ancylostomatidae. Bases 1 to 531 code for a protein of 176 amino acids. The record is from RefSeq and is a predicted model, not a curated record.
AUGGCGAAAGCUUCCCAUUCAUUGCAAAAAGGUGCUGUCGUCCAGCACACCGCCAAAGCCCAUAACCUGAAAGGUCAACUGCCUGAAGGGAGCAUGGAAUCUUUGGCAACAACCAUUCGUUUCGUCACGCUGAACUGCCGAACACUAUCGAGUGAACUCCAACAAGCUGCUCUAUCCAGACUUCUGCGAUAUCUCUGUGUGCCUUUUGUUGUACUGCAGGAAACACGCAUGAGGGAUCGGCCCGUCAUCAGCAUCGAAAAUUACACCAUAUACUGCGGCGAUGCUGAUGAGAACAAAGUAGGUGGCUGCGUGAUAGCUGUGAGGAACGAUUACAAGAACCUGGUGGAGGAAUUUGGCUCGACGUCGUCUAGAUGUCCGAUGUGCUGUGAAAAUGGUACUAUGCAGCGGAGCGCACGUCGAACAACGGUGACCGUCUGGUCGACUUGUGCGAACAGACGGGCCUCAUCAUCGCUUCCACGUUUAAGAGGAAUCAUCGAUGCCAUCAGCUCACGUGGCAGGGGUCCCUCUUAA